AUGUCCUCACACUCUCUCCUCGCCGCUCUCUCAACCCUCAGCCUCUUCCAAUCCGCCUUCGCAAAUCCCACAAUCUCAUUCCCGUUCAACGCACAGCUCCCGCCCGUCGCCCGACCGAACCAUGCCUUCUCCUACUCCUUCUCGCCAAACACUUUCCGAUCCGACUCCAACAACAUGACUUACGCCCUUGGAGACCAUCCCAGCUGGCUAUCACUAGAAAGCGAGAGCAGAAGACUCUACGGGACGCCUAAAGAAGAGGAUAUCCCCGCGGGGGAGGUCGUAGGACAGGAGUUUGGGCUCGUUGCUACGGAUGAUGUUGGGUCGACAACGAUGAAUGCCACACUUGUCAUUACAAGGAGAUCACCGCCAUCAAUACAUAUCCCCAUAUCGCAGCAGAUGGACAACUUUGGACACUUCUCAGCGCCAUCUUCCAUUCUGUCAUAUCCGUCGACAGAGUUCCAGUAUACCUUUGAUCCGGAUACAUUUGGCAAAGGCAAGGGCUUGAACUACUACGCUUCUUCAAACGACAGCACGCCUCUGCCAGCAUGGAUCAGGUUCAACGACAAGACAUUGACCUUCUCUGGGCGGACGCCCGCCUUUGAGUCGUUGGUCCAGCCCCCGCAGAAGUUCGACUUCAGCCUCGUCGCGUCGGACAUUGUCGGCUUCUCAGGCACAGCGCUGUCCUUUGCGAUUGUGGUGGGAAGCCACAAACUCACGACAGACGACCCAAUCAUCCUCCUCAACGCUACAAGAGGCGCAAAGGCCAGCUACGAUGGUCUGGCAAAGGGCAUCCAGCUGGACAAAGAAGUCAUUCGACCCGGUUCCCUCGACGUGUCGGCAGAUGACAUGCCGUCAUGGCUGACGCUCGAUCCUGCAACUCUGCGUCUGGAGGGAACUCCGCGAGAUAAUGACCAUUCGGCAAACUUCACAGUCGUCAUUCGAGACUCCUUUGCCGAUGCCUUGAGUGUCCUUGUCCAAGUCGACGUGGCCACGGGCCUGUUCCAGUCAGACCUCGAAGACAUCCAGAUAGAGCCCGGCAAAGAUUUCGACCUGGACCUCUCCACAUACUUCCGCGAUCCAAGCGACAUCGAGCUCAAAGUUAAUACCGAUCCCGAGGUCGGCUGGCUACACGUCGAUGGGCCUAGAGUGUCGGGUACCGCCCCGAAGGCGGCAAAGGGCAAGUUCAACAUGUCCAUCAAGGCCGUGUCCAAGAGCACCGGCCUCACACAGACACAGAAGUUCCGUGCUGAGUUUGUCCCUCCAGACGAGGCGAUCAGCACGGCAUCAUCUCCCGGUUCGAAGCCUCCCAGUCCAGCCAGCGCAAAGUCCGAAGACUCCCGCCGCCACCGCCUCGGUACAACUGACGUUCUGCUUGCAACCAUCCUGCCAGUUCUGUUCCUGACGUUCGCCAUCAUGUUGCUUAUCUGCGUCAUGCGCAGGCGACGGCGGCACCGACAAACCUACAUCUCAGCAAGCAAACAUCGGCCCAAGAUAUCUGAUCCGAUACGGUUCACCCUCCGCAAUGACGAGUCAGACGCUGAAACAAUUUUCCAAUUGGAGAAUACUGUUCGUUCAAAGGCGUCUAACGCGCGACUGAUCCGGAAGGGCGACGGGUUCUUUACUGAGGUGGCGUCACGCGUAUCAUCAAGGUCAAAGGCAUCAGGCACCUUACGUGACGACUCCGUCCUGCGCGCUCCGCCACGUCCACUGGCCGCGGGCGCUCGUUCAGGGACGCCCAGGAGCGUCAGCCCCCUGACAGACGAUGGGGAUCACGGCUCGUGGUUCACUGUGGAGAGGGCGACCACUAGCGAAAAGAGCCACAAAUCAUCAGGGAGCAACCAGUCGGACACGACCCUGCCUGAAGUCGCCCAGCCAUAUCUGCCUACAUCCGGCUUCCUUUCAGAAGCAGGGGAGAGUGCGUUCAGAAGCGGGUUAGACCUCACCCUGCCUUCGCUGGACGACCUGGCCAACCUGCAACCGAUGCCCCUAGCAAUCACCAAGCCAUCGACACAAUCAGAUGGCUCUGGGGCGUUUUCAGCUACCACGUCGAGCUCUGCCGCGCUGCCAUCCAGCCUCCACCUGAUCCACGAGCCAUUCAGUCCGAGUCUCGUCAGUCGGGCGCUGGAACCAGCCAAGGAGCCUCUACAAGGGAAGCAGGCAGAGAGUCAAGCAGCAGAUAAAUCGACAGAGCUGCAGCAGCCAGAGCAGGCGCGUCUCCCGAGCGAACAAUGGCUCAGCCGGGGAGGCUCCUCCUGGUUAGAAGCAGGGUCCGCCAAGGGGGCCAAGAGCUUCCGCACCGAGCCGUCGUUUGGAUCCAGCGAGAACUGGCGCGUCGCCCCGGGACGGCGAGAUCCAAGCGUAGCCUACCUGGAGCUCGUGGACGAGACGCCCUUCCUGCCGUCGAGGACGGCGUCGAGGAUCACCCUGGGGCAGCUGGAGGAGCGACGCAGCCUCGAGCUCAUGUCGCCCAGCAAGUGGGGCGAGGACGAGCGGAAGAGCACGAUCCGGCCGAUGCGGUCGACGAGCGCGAUCUCGAUGCUGAGCGACGGCGAUGCGUCUGUGUUCGGGGAGAGGGAAGCGGUGGCGAAGGGGAAGACAACGGCGGCGGCGGCGGCGGCUUGGAGGAGGGAUGACUCGGCAGCAAAAGUGUCGGAGAGAAGCUUCAAGAUGUUCAUAUAA
Messenger RNA from Trichoderma reesei QM6a, 2679 nucleotides. RefSeq lists its product as uncharacterized. NCBI's taxonomy places the organism in Eukaryota, Fungi, Ascomycota, Sordariomycetes, Hypocreales, Hypocreaceae. The record is from RefSeq and is a predicted model, not a curated record. Gene Ontology annotation, biological process: nerve development; morphogenesis of an epithelium; muscle attachment. Gene Ontology annotation, molecular function: calcium ion binding; laminin binding. Gene Ontology annotation, cellular component: dystroglycan complex; sarcolemma. The transcript has a single exon. Bases 1 to 2679 code for a protein of 892 amino acids.